AUGGGCGCGAGGCUGCGGCUGCUGUGCGGCGCCGUGGCGCUGCUGAGCGCGGCGCUGCCCGGGCGCGCGGCGCCGGGCGAGGGCGAGGGCUACGCCGUGAAGCUCUGCGGGCGGGAGUUCAUCCGCGCCGUCAUCUUCACGUGCGGCGGCUCCCGCUGGAAGCGCCUCUCCCUGCUCGCCCUCGAGCCGCCGCCCGCGCACGAUUUUGUUGAAACRGCAAGUAACAAAUUACUGGGAAACCUAAAUCUGCAGUCGAUUCUGGAUCCUGACCUGGAGCAGUUGCAGAGRAGCAGCCCCCUGCUCGGAUGGGAGACAUUCAAGGACUUCUACAGCUCGAGUGACUAUAACGAGUACGUGCCCGUGUCGGACGACUUCAAAGAGCUCCUUCGCCAGGUAGAAGAAGCUGCUCAGAGGGGCAGGGGAGGAACAGGAAUCGCAGACCCAAUGGGAACAAGCAGUUUCCCCUGGGCCAAGUAUCCCAGAAGAAAACGGGAACCUCUGGGCUUGGCAGGAACGUGUUGCAAGUGGGGCUGUACGAAAGCUGAAAUUAGUGCUAUAUGCAGGGUGUAAAAUUCUCUCUGUGCUUAUUUUAGAUGCAUGGAAUCAGUGUUAGUGGCAGUGCUACUUGUUGGAGUACUGUAUGGAGAAAGAAAUUCUCUCUGUACUUUAUUUUGUCUGUAAACACCAGUAGAUGCUGCUGGUUUUCUUUGAAAAAUGAAAAAAAAAAUGUGAUUGUUUUGUUGCAGUAACUUAUGAUCUAUAUUUUUUACUAAACCUUUAGAAUUCCUAUUAAUGGCUAGUCCUUAAACUUAUAGUAGAACUCUAAUACCAUAUCUUUGUAACACUUGAAGUUCAGUGUUUCAUUAAAGAGUGAUUACACUA
This is a messenger RNA of Nothoprocta perdicaria, 882 nucleotides long. RefSeq names its product relaxin-3-like. NCBI's taxonomy places the organism in Eukaryota, Metazoa, Chordata, Aves, Tinamiformes, Tinamidae. The record is from RefSeq and is a predicted model, not a curated record. The transcript has 2 exons. Gene Ontology annotation, molecular function: hormone activity. Gene Ontology annotation, cellular component: extracellular region. The coding region runs from base 1 to 570 and encodes 189 amino acids.